AAAAGACACAAAACAAAAAAAGUACAGACAGCUGGACGGAAUCUAAUCUCGAGUCCCCUCCCGUCUGAAGGGCCUUCGUCCGGUGUUGUUGGCCCUUUCGUUCGUCGUCUGCUGUCUCUAGUGUUCCGCGACUUGCUAAACAGUGCUCCCACUGCCGUCGUGUCGCUUUCUCUACCCGCCUGAUUUACUACUACCGCGAUGGAUAAUCCGGCUCAGCGGUCUUCGAGGCAGUGGACAUGUUUACGCUAUGGAGGGGCACGAGCCGGCGCAGCGGCUGCGAUGACCAGCAGCGCCCCGACCCGGAGCUAGGCCCCGAUGAUGGUACAGGUCAUGGAGACGACGCUGUCCUCGACGGGCGCUGAGGGGCAGCCGCUGCUGUGCAACGGCGUGGCCGGCGCCCCGGGCAGCUCGUGGCCCCCCGAGCAGGGCGGCGGCGACUGCGCCAGCCCGCUGCACGACGGCUACCGCAAGGCCCUGAACAGGCGCGACAAGAACGGCGACCUGCUGGGCAGCGACGCGGUGAUCAGCAUCGAGCUGGCGGCGCCCGAGCGCAGCGAGCCGCGCAUCGUGCAGGAGAAGUUUAAGACCCUGGUGGCCUUCAGCUUCCUGUCCGGCAACCUCAUCCUGAACCUCACCUGCCUGGCCAUGGUGCACGAGCGCAUCCCGGACCGGACCAAGUACCCGCCGCUGCCGGACGUCUUCUUCGACCUCUUUCCGCCGCUAGACUGGGCGCUCGACGUGUCCGAGGUCAUAAUCAUCGUGUGCAUCUGGUCCACUCUGCUGCUGCUGCUCAUCCACCGCUACAGGUGGAUUAUUCUGCAGCGUGUCUUUCUCAUCAUGGGCCUUUUAUACUUUAUGAGGAGUAUUACAAUGUUUGUCACUCAAGUUCCAGUUGCUAGUACAACCUAUUACUGUUCUCCAAAAGCCAACACCACAAAUCCGCUGCUGAUACUGAAGAGGGUCGCGCAACUGCUGAGUGGGUUCGGGCUGUCCAUAAACGGCCAGCACACCUUCUGUGGAGACUACAUCUACAGCGGGCACACAGUCAUUUUAACCCUGGCCUACCUCGUGGUCAGAGAAUAUUCACCACAGCGGUGCAAGGUGGUGCACAUCACCUACCUGACACUGAGCUGUGUCGGAAUUCUCAUGGUGCUGCUCUCGCGGGGCCACUACACCGUGGACGUGGUGAUUGGCUACUAUGUCACGACAAGGCUCUUCUGGGUCUACCACACACUCGCCAACAACCAAUCUCUCAAGAACCCGUCGCAAAACAACUACCUGGCACGUGCCUGGUGGUUUUUUAUCUUCAGCUACUUCGAGAAGAAUGUGGGUGCUGUAGUGCCGCGCCAGUACGAGUGGCCGCUGCCUUGGCCCCGGCGGUGGCUGCCACGCACUCGGAUAUCCUAGCGCCACCUGCACGCUUAGACAAGACCACAGGGUGUGCGAAUCGACUAUGGUGUGAAAGUGCAAAGAAGCGGAACUGUGCGCUCUUGCGGCUCAUCGAAGAGGAAGUAUGGUGCGGCUCCUACGGCGACGACCACAGUGACGGACGGGACUCGUGCUGCCGCUGCUCUGCUGGUGUCAGUGUGUUGCUUUGGAGACAGUCAUAUAGGAAACCGGGUAGAGAAAAAACUGUGUGAACACUCCACUUUCGUGCAGGAACGUUGGCUUUGAAAGCCCGUAACCCUUUGAAUUGCCCAUUAUUUCGCUUUUUUCGUUUGGCCUUCCACUUUUUAGCAACAUACGUGAACUCCAGUUUCAGUGUACAUAGUGUUUUUAAUCGAACCAAUGUGCUUUUUUUUUUUUUUAUGCUUGUACAAAUGUAAUUUUGAGAACGAACUGUGGGGGGGACGAUAUGUUGCAUAAAGUUCACAUUGUUUGUUUGUUGACUGCCUAAGACACUGUCGCUUUUUUCCUGUGCUCGUUUUCGAGUGGGUCUUCGGUUGCUCUUUCUAGAGAUUGCUGUGCGAAACCCUCUGCUUGCCAGCAAAAGAAAAAAAAAAAAAAAAAAAUGUGCCAACCUUCACUUGAGGCACAUGCACAGAUGGUGCCAUUAAAAAUAUAAUUUUUGUAAUGCUUAAAAAAGAAAAGGAAAAAAAAAAGAUUGUUGCGGAAGCAAGAAAAAUAGUUGUGACGGGUGCCUGCCAUCCCAGAUGGUUUCGAGCAUCUAUUGCUCUCUUCACAGCGCCUCCUCAAUGCUUUUAGCAACAAAUAUUGUACAGUGUGUGAAUGGGCUCUGUUCGUGUUUAUUUAUGACAAGGCCGAGUUUAUUUGUACAUAUUCUACCUUUACAGCAGCACACAUCGAUGCCGGCUUAUGUACACAGCAAUAUUUGAAUUGCCUAAAAGUGCACUAUACUGGUUGCGCUUCUCAGGAGAAAGAUAUGAGAUAAAAGAAACCUUUCACAAACCUACGUCAAACUUGGCUCUUCACUCUGGUCUGGUGUUCACCUUUUUCAUUAGUGUUUAAACCCCAUGAUUUUUUGAGUAUUCAUUGUAGGAACAGUGGGCUUCUUAUUAAGCAAUUAUAAUCUGGAAAUGCGCAUUGCAUCAAACUACUCGAAAUCUAGUUGCUGCGGUACGCAAAGUGUUGGUCCCUACCUGUGAUAACCAGAGCAACAGCACUGUAUGUCCUUGCAACUCUGUGUAAAAUAAGCCCGAAGGUUUCAAAUAAACUAUUUUUGUGCUGAG
This is a messenger RNA of Ixodes scapularis (black-legged tick), 2690 nucleotides long. RefSeq names its product phosphatidylcholine:ceramide cholinephosphotransferase 2. The coding region runs from base 316 to 1407 and encodes 363 amino acids. Gene Ontology annotation, molecular function: ceramide cholinephosphotransferase activity; sphingomyelin synthase activity. Gene Ontology annotation, biological process: ceramide biosynthetic process; sphingomyelin biosynthetic process. NCBI's taxonomy places the organism in Eukaryota, Metazoa, Arthropoda, Arachnida, Ixodida, Ixodidae. Gene Ontology annotation, cellular component: Golgi membrane; endoplasmic reticulum membrane. The transcript is spliced from 7 exons. The record is from RefSeq and is a predicted model, not a curated record.